Messenger RNA from Drosophila gunungcola (fruit fly), 949 nucleotides. RefSeq lists its product as uncharacterized. NCBI's taxonomy places the organism in Eukaryota, Metazoa, Arthropoda, Insecta, Diptera, Drosophilidae. The record is from RefSeq and is a predicted model, not a curated record. The coding region runs from base 354 to 734 and encodes 126 amino acids. The transcript is spliced from 2 exons.
UUGUUUUUGGUUCAACCAAUUCGAAAGGUAAGCCCCUAAAAACCUCUUUAAAGGUGCGACAGUGCAUCAAGUUGUCGUUAAUUAUAUUCGGUUAUUUUCUCCGACUCUUUCUGCUUAAUUUUGGGGUCGCACGUUCAUGUUUGUCAUUUUCGAGUUAAAUAUUGCAAUUGUCUUCGGCGGUAUUCGGAGUCUUAAAUGCUUCUUACCUCAAUGUUUAUUUUUGGCUUACGCGACCGUCGGACCACCAAGCUACAGUUUAUAUUAUGAGCCUAUCGCCGUGUAGUCAACAGGUUUCUUGUGACUUGCAUAUCUGAUGCCCGAAUACACCCGUAAUUGGAUUUUUACCUUAAACAAUGAAUUCGAUUCGCCUGUCAGCGCAGGAGCGGGUCCAUUCUGAACAAUCAUUCCCACUUCUAAGGCUUUCCGAAUCGGUCGAUGUGGAAAUGAAGAUCCAUUUUCUUUCGAUCUUAGUUGUGGCACUAGUUGCUCUUCAGUUUCCCCAAGCCAAAGCUCAUUCUCAGGACUUAAUGUCCCAUUGUGUCUCGUGUCCAGAUGAAUUCAGGGGCCGCUUGAUCUGCGCCUUCCUCAACGGCUGCCACCUGGAAAUGGAGUACUGCUCCAUGCUGGUUUUCAACUGUGCGCGUCUGCAGCACCGUAGACACAUGUUCCUGGUGAAGAACGAGGGCAAGUGCCAUCCAGUGCGGGGAUACAAAUGCCAGUUUAUGGAAUUCUAAAUUGUUUCGGAGGCUCUCCGCAUUUAUUGGUGUAUGCAAUGAUUACAGCUUAAAGUGAUUAAUCUGAGUGAAUGUGUAAUGGUGUGCUUAUUAAAACUUGACAAUAUGUCCGGUGAAAUAGACGGCGUGCUUAUCGCGGAUGAUGAACACAAACGGAUGAUCGGCCACAAAAGUCUUCGGGUCCAGGGGCAGAGACAUGGGCACCCCAGCAGCAU